Molecule: messenger RNA, 1116 nt
Organism: Rotaria sp. Silwood1
Lineage: Eukaryota; Metazoa; Rotifera; Eurotatoria; Philodinida; Philodinidae
Source: the annotation of a GenBank genome assembly
AUGUAUUUUUUAUUCGUUUUAUUUCUACUACCAAUACGAAUCCAUGGAAUUCCAGUUUCAACUAUAUUGGAUACCGACAUUGGUACUGCUUAUGAUGAUCAAGUAGCGUUAACAUAUAUGUUAUCACGGCAAGAUCUAUUUGAUUUAAAACUAAUUAUUUGUUCAACAUCGAAUACAACAGCUCGUGCACAAAUUGUGGCUAAAACAUUGAGUAUUUUUAAACGAUUUGACAUUCCUAUAGCCAUCGGACGCUAUAUAAAUGAUAGCAAUCAUGUUUACGAAUAUAGAUGGGCUGAAGACUAUUCAUUGGAAAAAUUCAACAAUGAUGGCGGAGUAAUACUGUUGGAUGGUGAACAGGCAUUAUUCAAUGAAAUGAAGAAAGCAUCGGCUGAGAAUAUCUAUCAUUAUAUUCAAAUAGGACCGGCAACAUCGUUGGGCCAUGUGCUUCAAAAACAGCCAUCAUUAUCGUUGUACAUAAGAGUAUUUGCUAUGGCUGGUAGUUUAUACAAUGGGUAUGAAAAUUCUAGUACACCAUCAAAAGAAUACAAUGUUGAGUAUGACAUUCAAUCAGCGCAGACAAUGUUCUCAUCGGAUUGGAUACAUUUUAGUUUAGCACCAUUGGAUUGUACUAAUUUCAUGCAAUUCUAUGGAUUGUUAUGGCAAAAAUUUUUAUCGUAUCGAAAUACAUCUCGUAUAGUUGAUAUGAUAAUUGAGAGUUAUACAAUUUGGUAUAAUGAUGGUGGAAAAAAAAUCAGUUCCACCUUACCGUAUACUCCUCAGUGGGGUACACCGGAAAUGCACGAUGUUUUAGCUGUCUAUUUAUCUGGUAUUUACCCAUCUAUGAGUCCAACAAUAUCCAAGCUGCUACCAUUAUUCGUUACAAACGAUGGUUAUACACGAGAAAAUCAAACAAUUAGUAAACAAAUCAAUUCAUGUUUGAAAUACGAAAAAUCUGAUCCAUAUGUAGCAACAACUCAAAUUGGUUACGAUGUCUUAGGAUCGAUUGCUCAGAAAGAUUUACGAACGAAGGACGGUUGCCAUCGUUUCUCUGUAUGUGCACAAUCAUUAGUUGUUUUAUCUAUCAUUAUGUCGCUGUAUGCCUAUUAUUAUCAAUAA